AUGGCCGUCUGCGACACCAAGUUCAAGCUCAACACCGGCGCGGAGAUCCCCGCGUUGGGUCUCGGAACCUGGCAAUCGGCUCCCGGAGAGGUCGAGCGCGCGGUCAGCCAUGCCAUCUCCGUGGGCUACCGCCACAUUGACACCGCGCACUGCUACGGCAACGAGGAGGAAGUCGGCCAGGGCAUCAAGGAGGCCCUCGCCUCGGGCAAGGUCAAGCGGGAGGAUCUCUUCGUGACCACCAAGCUCUGGUGCACCGACCACUCGCGCGUGGAGGAGGCUCUCGACAAGAGCCUGAAGCUCCUGGGUCUGGACUACGUCGAUCUGUACCUGGUGCACUGGCCCUUGGCCAUGAACCCCAACGGGAACCACCCGCUCUUCCCCAAGCUCCCCGACGGCUCCCGCGACAUCGACCAUGCCCACUCGCACGUCACCACCUGGAAGAGCAUGGAGAAGCUCAUGGGCACCGGCAAGGUCAAGGCCAUCGGCGUCUCCAACUACAGCGUGCGCUAUCUUGAGCAGCUCCUCCCCGAGGCCUCGAUCGUCCCCGCCGUCAACCAGAUCGAGAAUCACCCCUCCCUGCCGCAGCAGGAGAUUGUCGACUUUUGCAAGCAAAAGGGCAUCCACAUCACGGCGUACAGUCCCCUGGGUAGCACCGGCAGCCCGCUGUUCACCGCAGAGCCCAUCGUCGAGGUGGCCAAGAAGAAGGGCGUCACGCCUGCCUCGGUGCUUCUGAGCUGGCACAUCGCCCGUGGAUCCUCCGUCCUGGCCAAGUCCGUCACCCCGUCGCGUAUCGAGGAUAACCGCAAGCUGGUCCAGCUCGACUCGGAAGAUAUGGCCACCAUCGCCAAGUACACUGACAGUCUGGCCGCGACGAAAUCCUUCCAGCGUUUUGUGUAUCCGCCUUUUGGUGUCGAUUUCGGCUUCCCUGACAAGUCAUAG
Molecule: messenger RNA, 939 nt
Organism: Aspergillus terreus NIH2624
Lineage: Eukaryota; Fungi; Ascomycota; Eurotiomycetes; Eurotiales; Aspergillaceae
Product: putative glycerol dehydrogenase
Exons: 4
Coding region: 1-939 (312 amino acids)
Cellular component (GO): cytosol
Molecular function (GO): aldose reductase (NADPH) activity
Source: RefSeq, a predicted model, not a curated record